AUGUUUCAUUCGUUACUCUACAAGAAGCGACAUAAUUCUGUUAGUUAUUUUGUUCGAUAUUCAUUUAGUGAUAAUGUUCAAGAACAGCGUUUUGGUGCUAUUGAUUUAUUUUUUAUGUUUAAUGGUUUUGGCUAUGCACUUAUUAAAUACUAUCCUGUUAAGGAAUUUUUCAGCGAUGCUUUUAAAAAGUCUAAUUAUUAUUAUUUGAUAAAGAGGCCCAUCGAUUAUCUAUAUUUUAUUCUUGAAAAAAGCCACUGUCAACAUGAUGUUGUGCCAAUUGAUCAAAUAAUAAAUCACUGCAUUGUUGUCGAAAAAAAUGACUAUUUAUUUGUGACUAAUAUCUUAUCAUACAAUGAACACGAUUAA
Rotaria socialis is the source of this 366-nucleotide messenger RNA. Lineage: Eukaryota; Metazoa; Rotifera; Eurotatoria; Philodinida; Philodinidae. The record is from the annotation of a GenBank genome assembly.